AGUCUUGAUCGUAAAAACGAGAUAUUCACAACAAAGAAAGGGGGAUUCGGGGAUUCCCUACUUUUUUGGAACCAUGCUGGAACUUCUGUGAAUAACUGUUGUAUGUAAAUAUGUCAACGCUUACUUAGGAGACCCGAAAUGGAAAACUAGAACGUAUAUAUAUAGCUAUGAAUGAUUCCAGUCAAGACAGGAUUUCGAUACAUUCUGAAGACAGUAAUAAUUCUACUAGUAAUGGAGAUAGAAGUUCAUCGGUUAGUCAGUCGGAUAGCUCAAAAAAGAAGCCCUUGAACAGUAUGGAUUUUCCUGGUUAUACGCAGUCAUCGGAUUCUUUUUAUGCCGACGACGAUUCUGUUCCAAAGACCGAAAAAGAAUUAAAGAUGUUAUCUUUUGUUAAUCCUGGAAAAUUCCUUGAUGACUUCGAUCCAGAACGAAGUACAAGAGAACUACGAAAAAUGCAGAGAAAGUUAAAACCUAGUACAAAGCCCAAUAGUCUAUAUGAUGAAGCAGGAAGGAUCCGGGAGACAGGUGUGGAUAUUUGUGAUUGUCUGGAUCACGAUUGUCCGGGAUGUCAUUUCCCAUGCGCUAAAUGUGCAUCGGAGAAAUGUGGAACAGAAUGUAGAUGUAAUAGAAAAUGGCAUUAUGAUAGUAUCUAUGUGGAAGGAACAGAAAUAAAUAUAAGAUUUAAAUAAAUGAAA
Molecule: messenger RNA, 695 nt
Organism: Patella vulgata (common limpet)
Lineage: Eukaryota; Metazoa; Mollusca; Gastropoda; Patellidae
Product: ARL14 effector protein-like
Exons: 4
Cellular component (GO): intracellular membrane-bounded organelle
Source: RefSeq, a predicted model, not a curated record